Fonticula alba is the source of this 1337-nucleotide messenger RNA. RefSeq lists its product as hypothetical. The record is from RefSeq and is a predicted model, not a curated record. NCBI's taxonomy places the organism in Eukaryota, Rotosphaerida, Fonticulaceae. Gene Ontology annotation, molecular function: metallopeptidase activity. The transcript has 7 exons. The coding region runs from base 135 to 1205 and encodes 356 amino acids.
GAAAAGGCCGCCGUGGCCCGGCCCCAUCGCCCUGGCCGGGACGGCACCGCCCCAUUGCUCCCCCCUUCCCCUCUCCCUCUUUUGCCCAUCUCCUCUCCCCCACCGAGCGCGUCCUCUCCCCGCCGCUUGCCCAGAUGCUGCGCAAGGUCCUCCAGACGCUCUGCGUCGUUGCCAUCGCCCUCGGGGCGAUGGCUCUCGCCCACGAUUUCCACGAUGUCCUGAAUGGCGAGCCCCACUGCGGUACUCCCGUCAUCUCCGAGCGCGAUGCCGACCAGGUGGACCAGAUCGUCGCCCGCUUCAAGAGCAUCAUCUGCAACAACGCCGAGCCCGGCACCGUGCGCAUCUGCGAGGAUGUCCACGUCCGUGCGACCAAGUUCGAUCCGAUCACCAUCCCGGUCAACUGGCAUGUCUUCUAUGACAGCGCCACCGGCGGCGGCAUGAAUGUCACCACCGAGAUGAUCGACCACCAGACCGACAUCAUGAACGAGGACUUUGCCGGCCUCAACCCCGGCGGCCCGGGCGGCUACCACAGCACCUCCUUCCGCUUUGAGGUUGCCAACGUCAACUUCGUGGACCACUCCAACUGGUUCCACAACAUGAUUGCCCGUGAGAAGAUCUACAAGAAGCAGCUGGCCAACAGCACCGACACCCACCUGAACAUGUAUGUCGGCGAGAUGCGCGGCGGUGUCCUCGGCAUGUGCUACUUCGCUUUCAUGUACCCGGCCGACAGCCACAUGCACGGCUGCCUGAUCCACCACUCCUCCAUGGUUGGCGGCGGCCAGACCAACUACGACAACGGCCAGACUUGCACCCACGAGGUGGGCCACCACAUCGGGCUCUACCAUGUCUGGCAGGCCAAGUGCUCGGAGCGCAGCGACCGCGUCGAGGAUACCCCCCCGCAGAAGACCAACUCCCGUGGCUGCCCUUCCCCGGUGCCGGAGUCCUGCACCCCGGGCCUGUAUGACAACAUCCACAACUUCAUGGACUACUCGGAUGACAUCUGCCGCUGGGAGUUCAGUGCCGGGCAGUCGCAGCGCGCCGAUGAGAUCAUCACGGUCUUCCACCCGGGGUACCUGUCGCAUGCCGAACGGUCGGCCAUCCGUGUGGCGGCCGAUCGUGCCGGGCUGGCCGACGCCUGGGCCGAGGCCGGGCGCUUCCAGAGCCGCUUCGCCGCCCGCGAGGCCGAGUGGACCCAGUUCCUGUGAAGGGCCGGCAUGCCUGUGGGCGUGUAUGCCUGAAAAGGGGGGUCGAAGGGCUUCGCAGGCAUUCCCUCUCCGUCUGCGAGAGUGUCCAUGCGUAUGACCAAGCACAGAGUCCCCCCCCCCCCCCCACCGCAC